AUGUCAGAAAUUAUAGAUCCAUCAUUAAUAAAAAGAAAACUUCUACAUAUAUCACAAACAAGUAAAUUUACUCAAUUCACUCCAAAACAAUUAUAUGAUCAUCAAAAAGAAAUUACAAAAUUUUUAAUAGAAAAUGAAAAUACAUUAAAUUCAAUUGAAUUAUUUAAUUUAUUAGAAUUAGAAUUUUAUUUAAAUUUAUUAACUAAAAAUGAUGAUGAAGCUAAAUUAAUAUUAAAUAAAAUUAUAACAAAUUUUAAUGAAGGUAAUGAACAAAAAGAAGUUAGAUCACAAAGAUUAAAAUUUUUAAAAUCAAUUUGGUAUGAAAGUCAAAAUGAUUUAAAAAAAGCAGGAGAAAUGAUAAAUGAUGAUCCUGAUGAAUUAAAAUUGAGUAGAAGAUUAACUACAUUUGCAAGAAAUUCAACAAAUUCAACUACUGCAACUACUAAGUAUAUUAAUAAUUUAAUUUAUUAUUUAAAUUUACAACCAAAUGAUAUUUUAACAUGGAGUGAAUUAAGUGAAGAAUAUUUAAAAUUAGGAGAAUAUGAAAAAUCAAUAUAUUGUUUAAAACAAAUUGUAUUAUAUCAACCACAAGCAUAUACUAUAUUUUAUAAAAUUGGUUUGGUUCAUUAUUAUCAUUUCUUAUCAAUAAAUCAAAAAUUAAAUAAUAUAAAUGAUAAAAAGGAAAAACUUUUAGAGUUAAUGAAACUGAUAAUUUUAUCAAGGGAUAAUUUUUUAGUUUCUUUAGAAAUUAAUGAAAAAUUUGAUAAAUCAUGGAUUGCCUUAAAUACUUUAUUAAAUGCUGGAUUAGAUACAAAAUUAAUUAAAUUUAGUGAAAAUAAUAAAGAUAUAAAAGAAUUUAUUAAACAAAAUGAAAAAUUAAAAUUAAUAGCAAUAGAAUGA
This is a messenger RNA of Lodderomyces jiufengensis, 900 nucleotides long. RefSeq lists its product as uncharacterized. Gene Ontology annotation, cellular component: EMC complex. The record is from RefSeq and is a predicted model, not a curated record. The transcript has a single exon. Gene Ontology annotation, molecular function: protein binding. Bases 1 to 900 code for a protein of 299 amino acids. NCBI's taxonomy places the organism in Eukaryota, Fungi, Ascomycota, Pichiomycetes, Serinales, Debaryomycetaceae. Gene Ontology annotation, biological process: protein folding in endoplasmic reticulum.